Scylla paramamosain (green mud crab) is the source of this 7853-nucleotide messenger RNA. RefSeq lists its product as uncharacterized. The record is from RefSeq and is a predicted model, not a curated record. Gene Ontology annotation, cellular component: neuron projection membrane. The transcript is spliced from 8 exons. The coding region runs from base 2835 to 4277 and encodes 480 amino acids. Gene Ontology annotation, biological process: synapse organization. Lineage: Eukaryota; Metazoa; Arthropoda; Malacostraca; Decapoda; Portunidae.
AGUCGGUACGUGGUGAGCGGGCGGGCAGGCCGUGUGUCGCUCUUGCUGGUGUGAGAGGAAGGAGCACAGGUAAAAGAACACUACCUGAAUCUAUUGAACUGAGAAACUCACUCACUCACUCGCUCACUCGCUCACUCGCUCACUCACUCCCUUGACAAGUCACCUGGAAGAAAAAAAAGAGAGAGUGAGACAGAAUCAAAAUAAAGAAAACUCCAAAAGGAACCAAAGAUACCUGGAGGGGAAAUAAGAAAAUAGAGAAAAUAAAACAGCUUAAAAUCGAAGGAUAGAAGAACUUGGAGGGGGAAAAAAAUAAAGAGAGGACAGGAAUAGAAAACGGGUAUAUAACAAAAGAUCAUCGAAAUGACUCGAAAUUGACGUGGAAAGAAAGAAAACGGAAGAUAUUUAUAAGAAAGAGAGAGAGAAAAAAAAAAGAAGGAAAAAAUUGACGGAAAAAUCAAAUGGCGAAAAAAAAAUAUUAAUGAAGUAAAAAUAAAGAACGAAAUAAAUAAGGAAAGUAAAAAUAGCAAUAGAGCAAAACGAAGGAAAACUUAGAAAGAAGGACAAACAAAGAAGGAAAAUAAGAAAGAAAACCAAAUAUCGAAUGAAAAAUUGCUGGGAAAUAGAUAAAAGAAAGUAAACAAUAAGAAAAAAACAAGCAAAAAAAGAUAAACAAUACAACAUAAAAUAAUAAAACAAUAAGUAAAUAAAAGAAAUAAAGAAAAGGAGAGAGAGAAAAAAAUACAAAACACAAAUUUAUAUAAGAAUAACGAAAAAAAAACAUUAAGAAAGAAAAUCAAAGAAAAAAAUAAAUAAACAAAAGCAACAAAACAUACAGGAAGAAAAAAACACGUAAACAAAUAAACAGUAAACAAAAAGAAUAAAGAAAUAAAGAAAAGUGAAAUUCCUUACGAACUUCUAAAAUCUUUCACGAAAAACAAGAGAAAAAGAAAAACAAAAUAAUCCGCAAGAACGUGACUCAAGAGCGAAGAAGAGAGAAGAAGAAGAGGAAAGGAGAGAAGAAGAAACAAGAAGAGGAAACAAAAGGAAGAAAUAAAGUCAAUAUGUCAGCAAAUUAACCUGUGAAGAUAUUACAGGUGUGUUGGUGGACGUGGUGCAGACAGGUGAGGACAAGCGGGCUACACACCUGUCUCUACACACCUGAGCAACUCCUUCCUGUUUACCCGCCACAGAAAAAGGAGGAAAGAAAAGGAAGGAAAGAACAAGUCGGGGAGGGAAAAAAGAUGGUGAAGUGACGCCGUAGAAAGAAAAGAAGGACGGUAACUAGAGGGAGGAAAAUAACAAAAGAAAAGAGGGAAUAAAAGGAAAGGAAUAGGAGGAGAAGGGAAAAACAAAAUGGCAGAGUGAAAAAAAGGGAGAGAAAAAAGUGCAAAAGGAGGAAAAGAGACGAGAGAGAAAGAGAGAGAGAGAGAGAAACUCAGUGAGGAAACAAAGAAAAGGAUAAACGUAGAGGCAAAGGAGAACUGAGUAAAAGAGGAAGAGAAAAGACAAAAGUGGAUAAGAGAAAAUAGAAUAAACGGAUAAACACAUAGAAAAGAAUAAACGAGGUAACUGGGGAAGACCUAGUGAAAGAGAAUAAAGGGAGAAGUGAACUAAUACAAUAAAUACGAGAAAUAGAAUAAUAGAAGAAGAAAAAUAAGAAGAUAAUGUGAUAAACGAGUGAAAUAAAGGAAAAAUCAACGAGAACAGAGAAAUAAAAGAUAACAAAUAAGAGUAAGUGAUAAAAGAAAUAGAAUAAAUAUAAAAGAAGUUGAUAAAGGACAUGCCAUAGAGAGAUCAACGAAUAAAGUGGCCGAAAAAAAAGAAACAAAGGAAGGGAGAAGUGAAGGAAAAAGAAAUAAAAGAGAACUGCAAUAGAACAGAGAAAAGACAAUAAAAAAAGAGUAGUGCGUGUGUUAGUAGUGAAAAAAAAAAAACACACACACACACACACACACACACACACACACACACACACACACACACACACACAGAAAAAAACACUGCAAAAAAAAUGUAAAGGAAAGAAAAAAAUAGAAGAGCGAAAAUAAAAGGACAACAGUGAGAGAGAGAGAGAGAGAGAGAGAGAGAGAGAGAGAGAGAGAGAGAGAGAGAGAGAGAGAGAGAGAGAGAGAGAGAGAGAGAGAGAGAGAGAAACUGAAGAGAAAAAAACAAAAAAAGGGAAAUAAAAGGAAAUAAAGAAAAGGAAACAGGAAAAAAUGAGAUAAAACUAGAAAAGAACGAAAAGCAAAGAAAAAGGAAAAACAGACAAAAUGAUUAAUAAAGAAAAGAAGAAAACGAUGGACACAAAAAGAUAAAAAAAGGACAAAAAAUAAAAACAGACAGACAAACGAACAAACUCGUAGGCCUAAAAGGAAGAGGCCUACCCAUGGCGUGGGCACUCAGGUGGGGGGAGGGGGAAGAUCAAGCCCCCGCCCCCUUUCACCUUCCCCCUCCUCCUCGCCAAUGUCUUCCUCCUCUUCCUCUUCUUCCUCUUCGUACCCUUCACGGCAGCAUCCUUUGAUUUUGUGGUGAGGCCGGAGUUCGGGGAGCGGCCUGGUGACCUGAACGUGACCACCUUCGCGGGGCAAACGGCACACCUGCCCUGCACCGUCAAACACCUGGCCGGGAAGAGGGUAUCGUGGAUAAGAGGGCGUGACCUGCAGGUGUUGUCAACGGGGCGCAUUACUUUCUCCACUGACGUCAGAAUCUCAGUGUUGCCAGGCAGUAGUGGGAAGGUGAAAAGCAGAAAUAGACGCAAUGUUCAUACUAGCGUGGAGGUGGAGGUGGUGGAGGUGAAGGGGAGGGGCACUGACGAGACGCCGCGAAGAGUGAAGAUGCCACUUAACUCCUCCACUUCACUCUCUUCUUCCUCCACUUCUGCCUCCUCCAGCAGCAAUGAGGAAAAGGAUAAGGAGGAGGGUUGGAAGAGACAAGGGGAGGUAGUCAAGCAGUACUCCUCUUCUCCCUCAUUAUCUUCUGCUGCUGCUACCUCCUCCUCUUCCUCCUCCUCCUCCUCCUCCUCCUCCUCCUCCUCCUCCUCCUCCUCCUCCUCCUCCUCCCGUGGCCACAGCAAGACACAGCCACACUCCCACAAAAGCAAGGCCCAGCAGCGGGUCUCCUACACCCGCUACAUCCACAAAAGAAGGAACACCAUCCCACCUCACCACACACACCAAAACGCAAUGCACACGCCACACCACCACCACCACACAAACCACAAACACCCACAACAUCACCCAAAACACCACCACACACACAACCACCACCACCACACAAAGGGAAACCAAAAGAGAAACCCUGCAUAUUCAUCACCGCCACUUCUGCCCCGCCUGGCCCGCCGCCGCCGCAGAGCCCUGGAAUGGCCCUCCUGGACAACAGACUAUUUCUACCCGUUUCACCACGACGAGGACACCAUAUCAGGUCUGGGCGGUUCCCCUGCUUGGUUCCAUAGACAGCUUGCAAGGUUUAACAGCGAGGGGUCCAGAAGCUAUACAGAUCACCUGAAUCCUAUUGCCAUUUACCCUCAAGGGCCCCUCACGCACGACCCCCAAGCCAAGGGACACGUGCCAGGCCCUAAUUACAUUGAGGGCGUGUGGGAACCUGAAGAUUACACGCUGCAGAUUAAAUAUACGAAGCCUGAGGAUGCCGGCACUUACAUCUGCCAGAUUAACACGGAACCGCGCAUCACCCAAGUGGUUCACCUCAGCGUUGUCAAUAUGAGAGCAGAGAUCGUGGGAAGUCGAGAGCUUUACGUGAAGGCGGGAACACCUGUCACGCUGGCUUGCAAGGUGAACCACGGGACCCUUAUGCCAGGCUUCAUCCUCUGGUACAAGGGGGACCGUUUGGUGGAGUAUGACACGAGUGGAGGGCGGAUCAGCGUGUCCACGGAACCCACGGGCGUGAGUCACCUGCUUCUGCGCCACGCCCGACCAGGUGACUCAGCUAACUACACCUGCUCCCCCUCCGCCGGUGCCCCAGCCUCUCUGACCCUCAACGUGAUUGUAGACGAAAGACAAGCCGCCAUGCAACAAGGGAACGCCGCCCCUCCUCCGCCAGCCCCCCACCACCACCUCCUCCCCCCAACACUGGCAAUGCUAUGGGGUAUUAGUGGGGGAAUGGUGCAAAGAUUGGGGAGUUUGGGGGUGCUAGUUAUGGUGGGGAAGCUAUUACUCUCCACCCAAGUACCUCUCCUCCCCCUCUUCUUCCUCUUCCUCUUCCCCGUGUUGUGUAUCCUUCCCAGUUUUUGUUUUCAGAGGAAAGGAAGAAGAUUCAAGUGAAGAAGUUGGUAGUGUGUGUGUGUGUGUGUGUGUGUGUGUGUGUGUGUGUGUGUGUGUGUGUGUGUGUGUGUGUGUGUGUGUGUGUGUGUGUGUGGAGAGUUACUCACAGUGUACAGGGAGUUAUGAGAGAGGAUAAUUAAAGGUAAGAAGGAAGGAUGGAAGGAAAGAAGGAAGGAAGGAAGGAGUAAGGAAGGCAGACAGGUGUGUGUGGAGGAGGGACCACAAUGUAAUUAACAAGACAGGUGAGGUAGAAGGAAACAUGAGGGGAAAUGAAAAAUGGAGUCAAAAGGAAAAACGAAAAAAAAAAAAGAAAAAGGAAAAAAAGAAUAGAAUAUCAAAAUGUGGUGAAAAGAAACAAGACAAGACUGAGAAGAAAGAAAAAAAUACAGUAAAAAAAGAAAGAAAAAAGUGUCGAAAUGUGAGAUGAAAUGGACAAGAAAAACAAAAAAAAAACUGAAGGAAAGAUAUGAAAAGAAAGAAACGUAACACUAAAAAGAGAAAAAAAGAAAGAAAAAGAAAGGGUGUGUGGAAAUACGAGUGAUAGAACAGAGACGCAAAAUGAAAACUGAGAACGAAAGAUUUGAAAAGAAAAAAAGCAAAAUAGAGAUAUCAGAAUGCAUAUCAAGGCAAUAAUAAAAUAAACAAGGAAAAAAAAGUGCGUUGAAAAAUAAAGAUGGGAGAUGCAAAUAGAACAGAAGAAAAGUCAACAAACAUGACACACCAGAAAAUAAAAAAAAGAAAGAAAAAGAAAAGAGCAUGUGUGUCAAAUGUCAGUGAUACUUAAAAAAAUCAAAGAGAAGAGUGAGGAAAAGAAAAGUUUGUGUUGAAAAGCAAAGAUGAAAGUCAAGAGGUAUACAUGUACCUCAAAAGUUACGUUCGUGUGGACAGGUGAGGCUCAGAAAUUACAGGUGUGUCAAUAAAUAAACAAACAAGUCCUGAGUUAAUUAAAGCAGUGAAAUACAAGGUGUGGAAUCAGUACAGACAAUAAAUCGAGUGUAUCUUAAAAAUAGGUGUGCUGAGAUGACCAAAAAGAAAAGGAAGGAGAAAAUAAUACCAAUGAAAAUAUGAAAAUGAUGAACCCAAGAUGCACGAGAAGAGAAAACAACGAAAACAAGUUACACGAAACAAUGUGUGUGUGUGAAAAUGCUUGGAAACUCAGAGUGAGAAACAAAGCAGGUGUUUGAAAAGACGCAAAAACAACUUGCAUACUUAGAAAUAUUUCACUGAUAAGAGAAAAUACACAAAAAUUACUGAGAAAAAGGGAUGGUGAUUACAAAGAUGGAAGAAUAAUUUGUGAAAAAAAAGCAAAAGUUUGAGAAAAAAAUGUACAAAUUGAAGCAGAUAUUAAUUAAAAAUGUGCGAAUGAAACUUGGUAACUAACUGUAAAUAUAUAAAAAAAAAAAUUGUAUAUAUAUAUAUUAUGUAUGUAGACUGAGUGAGACAGGUGUAUGAAAAAAAAAAUAUAUAUAUAUAUACAAAAUGGACUUGACAUUAGCACAGAUGUAUCACAAGAGGCGGGUGUAGCAGAGGUGUAGAGGUGUGCCUGGCAACGCAAACUGGGUGCAUGAGGGCGUUACGAGCAGCGAUACAACAUUAGGGUUGCGCAGGGCAGCUGGAAAUAUAAUAUGGACUGAAAAUAAAAAGUUUGCCAAAUGUCUGACUCGGUGGAAAAGUUGAGUAAAUGAACUGCCAAGGAGGGGAGAGGCUCUGAAACGACUCCAUGGGAAAGAAAAUAAUAUAAACUGGCGAGGAAUUAAAACUUGAGAACAUGUGCACAGCGGAGAGAAGACUUGUUACUGGUGGAGGAGACGAAAGUUAAUGAAAAGUGUAUGAAAUGAAAAGAAAGAAAAUGCACUAGUUGGGAAAAAUAUGCUAUGAAUAUUAAGAAGAGAGGAGAAAAAACCAGGCAAGUAAUCUUGAUGGAGGCGAUGGAGGCGACGAGGGUUCAUGUAAAAUGUAUGAAAAUAUAUAUAUAUAUAUAUAUAUAUAUAUAUAUAUAUAUAUAUAUAUAUAUAUAUAUAUAUAUAUAUAUAUAUAUAUAUAUAUAUAUAUAUAUAUAAAAUACACAAACACACUAAGUGCAUCAGAGUAAUAUGCAAAUUAAAUACAAAACACUUAAAAUAUAAAUAGGAAAAUCAUACAUAAUUCAAAACAAUCUUCAACAAGACAAAAAAAAAAAAAAAAAACUGACUAAAGAGCGAAAAAAGACAUGGAGUAUACCUUUGAAAACUUAAAAAGCUUUAAAAUGCAAUAUAGCCACAUCGAAAAGCUGCUCUCGCCACAAACAGGCGCGUCAAAGGCUGCCUCACCUGCAAUUUACUUAAGCUUACCUGUGUGAAGCUAGACUGCUCGCGAAGCUUGAAAAACGUGCAAGCUUCACCACGGACACUUAAUGUAUGCGUGUGCCGCGGCAGGAAAAGCGAGAACAUUAAUUAAUAUAUAAAAAAAAUACUGAUGCUUCGACUUAUAAUGUUGGUGAUCAAAGGGAGACUAAUGUAGUGUUUACCUCGCGCUGCUUUGACCCAGAAUGCUGAAAACUUUGAAUCGCCCUCAGAAAAUGGCGGAUGAAAUGCAUGGCUGAAGGAAACGAGCUAGUGUUGCUGUGGCGAUUAUUAUUAAUGUCACUGUUAUCGUGGCUUCUGAUGUCAGGUGGGGCAAUACUCAGUGAAAUAUUGAUAGAAAAAAAAUAAAAGUGAGACGAAAUGAAAAUGAAAUGAAUGACUCCAAAAAUGUUUACUUUGAUUGUUUUUGCUGUUAUUAUUAUCAUUACUCAGAAAUUAGUGCAAUGUUGGGUCAGAAAAAUGAUAGUAGAGAAAAGUUAAAGCAUAAAUUAUAUAUACUGGUAAAAAAAAGGGGGGAGGAGAAAGAAGGAAAGUAAAAUAAAACGUUUCAUGAUAAAGUUAUAAAAUUAUGCUAAGUUUGGAAUACUGAAAAUGGCGCAGGAUGGAAAAUUUUGAAAAGACCCUCAAGAGACGCAAGUUUUUUUUCCUUUUUUUUUUUUUUGAGGGGAGGUGAGGAAGGGGUCGAAGGGAACGAAGUCAACUUAAGUGUAAAAAAAAAAAAGACUAAUUAAUGACAGAAAAAAAAAAAUCAUGGGGACGGUAAUUUUUCAUUCCUUUCUUUAAUUUUCGGAAAUGAAAAAAAAAAAACGUGUCCUGCAAGUUCAUUUUCAGGACAAAAAAUGAAUGGAACUAAAAGAAAUGAAAAAAAUGUGAAGGAAUGUAGAUAAAAAUUGAAAAGUGAGAUAGAGGAACCUUUUAACAACUGUGUGUGUGUGUGUGUGUGUGUGUGUGUGUGUGUGUGUGUGUGUGUGUGUGUGUGUGUGUGUGUGUGUGUGUGUACAUGACCGUUUUUAUGUCACAUACGUACAUAUGCUUACCUAUGUAUACUCUGUGGCUCUUUAUGUACGUAUGUAUAUAAAUGUUUGUGUGUGUGUGUGUGUGUGUGUGUGUGUGUGUGUGUGUGUGUGUGUGUGUGUGUGUGAACGUCUGUGUUCGUCGGUCUGUGUAUGUCCUUUGGUUCUGUAUAUCUUAAUAUUUUUUUAGAAUAAAACUGAAUAAAUCUCGUCUCAAAAAA